ACUGGGACAAUUUUACUGCCCGGUGCCUCCAACUUUGCCGAAACACGCCUUCGACAAACAACAUUCACCAAGAAGCAGCAAAAAUUCUAAGAAUUGUUCGCACCGCCGCCCACUUUACUAUCCCGCAAACCACACGGUGCUAUUACAAAAAAAGGAUCCCCUGGUGGAAUGCCAAUUUAUCCAUCCUUCGUCUGCAGAAACAGCGUGAAUGGCAGAAUUACAAACGCUCCCGCUCUGAACACAAUCUUUUAGCAUAUAAAAGAGCUAAUGCCCUUUUCAAGAGAGCUGUAAAAACGGCUAAAAAACAAAGCUUUGAAAAGAUCACAUCGAAAAUCUGUCCCACAUCAAACCCAAGUGACGUUUGGAGUGACAUUAAGAAGCUCACUGGCUUUCAAAAGCAAUCUUAUCUAUCCAGCAUUAACUCUCCUAACGGAACGAUAACCACACCGCUGGGAAUUGCCAACUAUUUCGCUUCUUCCUUUUCGUCUGCUUCCUCCGAUUCAAACUUUACAGAUACUUUCCGCCAACUCAAAGCGCAAUACCUGCAAGAAGAUCCUUUGACAAAUCAACAGCUCUCGACACACGCCAAGCAAAUCGAAGCAAAAAUAAACUUAGCUGAACUCCAAUUCGCACUCUCAUCGGUUAAAGGUAAAACACCAGGGCUUGACAAGGUGUCAUACCCCAUCAUCCAAAAACUACCCAUCGAAGUAAAACAUCGAUUGCUUAACCUUUACAACCUUAUUCUCGACCAAGGACACUACCCACAACAUUGGAAAACUGCGUGCAUAGUUCCCAUAUUAAAACCAAACAAGCCCGCUGGAGACGCAAACAAUUAUAGACCCAUCUCUCUCAUCCCUUGCUUUGGAAAAGUAAUGGAAAAAAUCGUAGCCUCUAGACUUAUGUGGUAUGCGAACAUCACGAAACGUAUAAGUCCCAAUCAAGUAGCUUAUAGAAAAGGUUGCUGUACUAUAGACGCAUUAGUUCAUCUCGACCACCUAAUUUCAGAAGCCCUCUCGUCCAAAAACCACUUUUCGGUACUUUCCGCCGAUUUUCAAAAAGCGUUUGACCGUAUCGGCGCCCACAUUAUCUUAAGGCAACUAGAGAAAUGGAAAAUCGGCCCAAAAAUCAAGAAUUUUAUUAAAAGCUUUCUCAAAAACAGGAAAUGUGUGGUAAAAGUAAACGGGUAUCUUUCCUCUACGUAUCCACUUGAUAAUGGUACCCCACAGGGAUCACCACUAUCUGCUUGCCUAUUCAUAAUAGCAUUCGACGAGAUCACUCAACUUACAAAAAACAUAAGUAGCUUAGAAUGUCAACUCUAUGCCGACGACGUGGUUUUUUACACGCAUAACUCUGACAUCACGUUUGUAGAGGAAACUUUUGAUAGCAUACUUUCGAAAAUAAAUUCAUGGUCUCUGGUCUCUGGCACCACAAUUGCUACUGGAAAAACCAAAAUUUUACAUAUUUGCCGGAAACAGAAUUGUCCCGGCGUUUCCAAUGAUACUAUAAGUUCGGUACAAGAACUCAAAGUUCUUGGACUGAUUUUAGACUCCAAAUACAACUUCAAGCCACACUGUACUCAACUAAGAGAGCGCAUUUCAAAUAGUCUAAACAUAAUCAAAUAAUCCUAUCCAAAAUUGAUUACGCCCUUCCUAUUUACGGUAAAAGCCCAAAAGCUACACUCAACAAGCUGUCAGCACCGUACCACGCCGCAAUGCGCAGGAGUAUCAGAGCCUUCCCUACAACCCCAUUGAAAAACUUGUACGCUGAAACAGGCUUACCAACAAUUUCAGACAGAACAACCGACACUACACGCCGACUCCUACCAAAACUGCUGUACACCUCUAACUCCAUUCUUUCCGAAAAUGUCCAAAAAAUGUUAACAAGAAAACGGCAGCCCAGGUGCAAAUCGGCAAUGCUAAAAUCUUUAGAAUUUGCAAAGGAUCUUCAGAUACCCAUCAAUAAAAAGCCUCAAGCUAUAGAAGCACACCCGCAUUGGUUGAUAAACAACGCCAAGUCAAUCAUCAAAGCUCUGCUUCUUCCCAAAGCAAGUACUCCAAAGGAGAAGUAUACAAAUCUCUUCGCUGCGGAAAAAGAGAAAUAUCAAAACCUUGGUUGGAAAUUCGUAUACACUGACGGGUCCAAGACUGAAAACAACACCUCCUUUGCAGUAGUAUCACAUUGCGGGAACAUAAUCAAACACGGUAUACUUCAUUCUAUUUGCUCGGUGUUCACGGCGGAAACCACCGCUGUACUCGAAGCAGUCAUCUAUGCCAAGAUGAAUAAAGGCAAAUUCGUCAUUUGUACAGACAGUCAAUCGUGCAUCAACGCCGUCGAAUCACCAUCCAACACUCAAAACGCAAUAGUUAACAUCCGCAACAUACUACUACACUGCCCUAACAAAAUAAAACUUAUGUGGAUCCCCGGGCAUGUUGGAAUUUCGGGAAAUGAACACGCUGAUGCCGCAGCCAAGAACAUCGCCAUCACUCCCUCACUUAUGUAUGACUCCGUAUCUAAGCAAGACAUUCGAGCUGAAGCUACCAGGCUAAGACUGAAGUCACUAAUCGACGAUUGGGGAAUGUACGUCCAUCACUACUCAGC
Rhagoletis zephyria (snowberry fruit fly) is the source of this 2598-nucleotide messenger RNA. Its product is annotated as RNA-directed DNA polymerase from mobile element jockey-like. NCBI's taxonomy places the organism in Eukaryota, Metazoa, Arthropoda, Insecta, Diptera, Tephritidae. The record is from RefSeq and is a predicted model, not a curated record.